Molecule: messenger RNA, 2797 nt
Organism: Amorphotheca resinae ATCC 22711
Lineage: Eukaryota; Fungi; Ascomycota; Leotiomycetes; Helotiales; Amorphothecaceae
Exons: 5
Coding region: 474-2615 (713 amino acids)
Biological process (GO): intracellular protein transport; vesicle-mediated transport
Cellular component (GO): membrane coat
Molecular function (GO): clathrin binding
Source: RefSeq, a predicted model, not a curated record
CCCAAAACCCCCCAGAGUCUCGCAAGCACCUAAUCAAUCCCAAGAAAGAAAACCCCCCGGCUAUUAAAUAAUUGCUUAUCGCGCAGAAACGAUCGAUCGAUGGACCAGGAGCAGCAACAGCAGCAGCAGCAGCAGCAGAUGAUCGCAAACCCCAGCAGUCGUCGAGGAGGGCGCAUGUGACGGGGCAUUCCAUCCAUCCAUCCAUUCGAAUUCUCUCUCUCACCCCCUCCCUUCCCGGUUGCUUGCUUGCUUGUUACUGCGGCGCUUAGGAUUGGUCCAUUUUGCUCGCCUUGCUUGGUUGGGUCUCUUGUCUUGCUUGGUCGUCUUUGAUCAUCCUUGAGGGGUAGCUUUUAUCUUGACAGGAGAGCAGGAGAGGAAAGGGAACACACGCACACACAUACUAGCGAACGCCCACUUUCUGGGUUUCUGAGGAGGAGACUGAUUUAGCUGUCCACUACUAUUGAUUGCCCAUCAUGAGCGGUGCGGGUGGAGAUGCGAAGCUCUUUGCAAGAGGCAAGGUCGCGGAGCUGCGCCAGGAGCUGAACAGCGGCGGCAAGAAGGACAAGAACCACGCCGCCAAGAAGAUCGCCUUGAAGAAGAUCGUCGCCAACAUGACCAUGAGCAAUAACGAUAUGGUGGCGCUGUUCCCGGAUAUCGUCGCCUGCAUGCAGAUUCCUAGCCUAGAGAUCAAGAAGAUGUGCUUCUUGUUCCUGGUUAAUUAUGCGCGCAUGAAGCCGGAGGUUGCGUUAAAGGCAUUGCCAACAUUAGAAGAUGAUAUGAACGAUUCGAAUCCCUUAGUUAGAGCACUGGCGCUGCGGACCAUGUCAUAUAUCCAUGUCCGAGAAUUCGUCGAAGCCAGCGUCCCGCCUACGAAAAAGCUCCUCCGAGAUCCAGACCCUUAUGUCCGAAAGACAGCUACUUUCUGCGUAGCGAAACUCUACGACCAUGAUAGAAAUCUUGUUGAGCAGUCGGAUCUUAUUGAUAGGCUGAACUCGAUGCUCCGGGACGAUAACCCCACAGUUGUGGCGAGCGCAUUGGCAAGCUUGAUGGAUAUCUGGGAGAGAAGUGAUGCUAUCAAGCUUACUAUUGAUUAUGGGAAUGCUUCCAAAAUGGUGCAGAUUCUGCCGGAUUGCUCUGAAUGGGGUCAAACAUAUAUCCUUGAGGCAUUGAUGUGCUAUGUUCCUCAGGACCCUUCUGAGGCUCUGCUAUUGGCAGAACGAAUAUCUCCACGGUUAUCACAUUCGAAUUCUGCCGUGGUGCUCACGUGCAUAAGAGUCAUCCUCUACCUUAUGAAUUACAUUGCGGACCAGAGGCACAUAUCAGUCCUAUGCCGAAAGCUGUCUCCUCCACUCGUAACCCUGCUAGCGAAGGGGCCGGAAGUGCAAUACCUGGCUCUUCGAAAUGCCUUGCUGAUAUUGCAGAGGCGACCCGAGGUUCUGCGGAACGACAUCAGAGUUUUCUUCUGCAAGUACAACGACCCAAUAUAUGUCAAGGUGACCAAGCUGGAGUUGAUCUUCAUGCUGGCAACCGAAAAGAACAUCGAGGAGGUCCUCACAGAAUUGCGAGAGUACGCCACCGAGAUCGAUGUACACUUCGUUCGCAAAUCCGUCCGAGCGAUAGGGAAGCUGGCCAUCAAAAUCGAACCAGCAGCUCGGCAGUGCAUCAACACUCUCCUGGAACUAGUGGCUACCAAAGUCACGUACAUCGUGCAGGAAGCAACAGUGGUGAUCCGCAACAUCUUCCGCAAGUACCCCAACCAAUACGAAUCCAUCAUCUCGACGCUCUGCGAAAAUCUGGAUUCUCUCGAUGAGCCCGAGGCCAAGGCGGCCAUGAUAUGGGUGAUCGGGCAAUAUGCAUCCCGGAUCGAGAACUCGGACGUCCUCCUCGAGGAUUUCCUCUUUUCGUUUGCCGAUGAGCCGGUCGAGGUGCAGCUCGCCCUGCUCACAGCGACGGUGAAGUUAUUCAUCCAGCGGCCUACCAAGGGUCAAGAACUGGUCCCCAAAGUGCUCAAGUGGGCCACGGAGGACACGGACAAUCCCGACCUGCGCGAUCGCGGGUAUAUGUACUGGCGGCUCCUCUCCUCGGACAUGGCAACCGCCAAAGCGAUCGUCAUGGGCGAGAAACCCCCCAUCACCGCCGAGGCCGAAAAGCUCGACCCCGUCACCCUCGAAGAGAUGUGUCUCAACGUCGGCACCCUCGCCACCGUCUACCUCAAGCCCGUACAACAAGUAUUCCGCUCCGCGCGCCCCCGCAAACUCCUCGACAGCCCCGCCCUCCAAAAGCACACCCUCCCGACCUACGCCGACAAUGAUCUCGACGCCCAGAAAUCCCUCUCCACCUUCGGUUUCGACUCGCAAGCCGCCGUGCGCCCGCCGCCCCACCACCACCAGAACAACGGCGAUCUCGCCGCCGCCGUCGACGCCGCCGACGCCUUCUUCGCGGGCGUCGGCGCUCACCAGAUGGCUAACCUGCACCUCACUCCGGACGAUGGCUUCGGUGGUAGCCCCGUCUCUGGAAGGGGAGAGAUGCAAUACGUCGUGAAUCAGAAUGCGCCAGAGCAGGUCUAUCAACCGACUAUGGGCGCGGGCUCGAAUGGUGAUUUGUUGAUGUUGUAGAUUGCAUGCUUGCAUGCAUGUAUGUAUGCAUGAAAGGGUGUUUUUAGUUUAUUUAGUUGAUGGCUGGAUGGGUGGCGCGCGUGGGAGCGUUUGAUGGACAUAUAUCAUAUCAUUAUAUAUAUAUAAAUAUCAUGGAUCGAUGGAUUGAUGGAUGGCUCAGUAAGCUAGCCAACAUAUCGGGG